AUGGCGGCGGCGGUAGACCUGGAGGACGCGUUCGGCUCCGUCGUCGGCGAGGCCAAGCCGGAGGGCCUCCCGUCCCCACGCCCCAUCCUCUUCCGCGCCCACGCCCGCUCCGCCGCCGCCCUUCGCAUCGCCGCCACCGACUGCCACUCCCUCGCCUGGGACCGCUCCCUCUCCGUCUCCGACCUCGACGAUCUCAGAGACGAUGUUGGAAUCGGCGGAUCAUGGUCCGACUUCCUGGAUUACCUCAAGUCCUCCUUGUCCUCCGGGGAAGUGAAGCUGCUCUUCGCCGCCGACCAACUCCGCAAGUCACCUGGUCCUGAUGGUGCAAAGCUCGUGGCUACCAAGGCAAAGGGCCUGCCUCGCAUUGCCAUUUCUCUCCAGAGAGUUACUGGCGCUGCGGUGAGUGAUGUCGUAGCCGAGAUCUCGCUUGCGCUUUACGCCGCUUAUAGGACUACGCUGGAGAGUGCAUCCAGAGAACAGGAACGAAUGUCGCAGUUGAUGGUGAGCCUGUCAUCUGAAAGAGAAAAGAAUGAAAUCAUGCAAAAACAGCUUGAAGCUGUUUCUUUCCUAGACAGAAGAAAGGCAACAAAGCCAAAGCUGAUAGCUGAUGAGGUUCCAAGUGUGUCUGGUGUGACUUUGGGCUCCGAUCAAGUUACAGCUCAUGUGGAGCAGAAAAUAUCAGUGCCUUCACCUAGUAAAGUCCCUCCAGCUAAAGCCACGAAGCGAGUAGCCCCCAAGCCUCGGAGGGCAAGGGCGCGAGGAGCUUUGCUGCAAGAUAAUGAGGAUGAUGAAGACAAUUGACAAAAUUUAGAGGGUCGGACAGAAGAAAUAAGAAACUUGCCAGGAUGUCGAGCUUCCUGAAACGGCUCUCCAGGAAAGCAGCUAGACGAUCGAUGCUGGAAGCAUCCGUCACCUCCAACUGGUGGAAGACGAUGUCGGAGAGUCCCAACGCCUUGAGCUUCUCGACGGCCGCCAUGCCCCUGGCCUCGUCUCUGGCCAUCAGCACGACGGAGACGCCGUUGUCGGCCAGCUGCCGGCACACCUCUAGCCCGAUGCCUUUGUUGCCUCCGGUUACCACGGCAACCCUGGAAAAUUGUAUUACUUGUAGAACUACUAUAAUGACGAAUUAAUUCAGCUAGCACAGGGGUUAUGGGGCCAUACCUUGUGUUGGGGGAACGGGAGAUGAUGGCCCCUUCCAUAGGAGCUGAUUUUGACUGCUUGGAGAUGGGCUAACGACAGGUUUAAGUAGAACAAAGCUUCAGACCUUUCAACCAACCUGAUGGUAUUCGUGUGCGGUGACGUUUUCAUUUUUACAUGUGCAAGAAGCUCCCUGUAGUUUCUUCGUUUGGUUAAUGAUGACUACCCUUAACCGCA
Molecule: messenger RNA, 1374 nt
Organism: Lolium rigidum
Lineage: Eukaryota; Viridiplantae; Streptophyta; Magnoliopsida; Poales; Poaceae
Exons: 8
Coding region: 1-801 (266 amino acids)
Source: RefSeq, a predicted model, not a curated record